Staurois parvus is the source of this 308-nucleotide messenger RNA. Lineage: Eukaryota; Metazoa; Chordata; Amphibia; Anura; Ranidae. The record is from the annotation of a GenBank genome assembly.
UCUACGGAAAGAGCCCAAGAUGUCGGCUCGGUCAUGUGAUCAGCUAUGUCCAAUCACAGCUGAUCACAUAAGUGCCACCUGUCAGUGUCCGUCAGUGCUGAUCAGUGCCACAUCAAUGCCACAUAUCAGUGCCCAUCUGAGCUGCCUUUCAGUGUCACCCAUCAGUGCUAGUCAGUGCCAUAUAUCAGUGCUGCUUUUCAGUGCCCAUCAGUGAUGCCCAUCAGUGCCACCUAUCAGUGUCCAUCACUGCAGCCUCAUUAGCGCACAUCAGUGAAGGAGAAAAAUCACUUAUUUACAAAAUUUUACAA